Molecule: messenger RNA, 1696 nt
Organism: Polyodon spathula (Mississippi paddlefish)
Lineage: Eukaryota; Metazoa; Chordata; Actinopteri; Acipenseriformes; Polyodontidae
Product: ceramide synthase 2-like
Exons: 11
Coding region: 148-1287 (379 amino acids)
Biological process (GO): ceramide biosynthetic process
Cellular component (GO): membrane
Molecular function (GO): sphingosine N-acyltransferase activity; DNA binding
Source: RefSeq, a predicted model, not a curated record
AUUUCAAAGAAAAACGAGUGAGUGCUCCAGGUGUGUACAGCAGCCAUGGUUUCAGUGCUUCCCGUGGCUACUCGCAGAGUACAUGUUUAAAAACCUGCUUUGGAUUGGGAGGUUUCCUGCUCACAUCAGAAAUAGCAAUUGAAAAGGAUGUUACAGACUAUAAGUGACUAUUUUUGGUGGGACCGGCUGUGGUUUCCUGGUAACCUGACCUGGACAGAUUUUGAAGACAAAGAUGGACUCGUCUUUGCCAAAGUUUCACAUCUGUUCAUCAUAGUGCCUUAUGCUGUAGCUUUUAUGGUGAUCAGAUAUAUCUUUGAAAGGUUUAUAGCGACACAUAUAGCAAAAAAAAUCUUCGGACUCCGGGACACUGUUAGACUGAAGGCUUCGGAGAACAUAAUCCUAGAGAAAUAUUUCAUCACCAGCUUGAAGAAUCCAUCACAGUCAGAUGUAGAAGGUUUGGCAAAAAAGUGCAACUGGACUGUGCGAAAGGUGGAAAGAUGGUUUCGAAGAAGGCGCAACCAGGAGAGACCAAGUGUACUGAAAAAGUUCGGGGAGGCUUGUUGGAGAUUUGUGUUUUAUCUCUCAGCAUUUAUUGGAGGCUUUGCAGCUCUGUACGAUAAACCGUGGUUCACAGAUACCCUGGAAAUAUUCAAUGGAUUUCCAAAGCAGACGUUGUUGGAUUCGCAGUACUGGUAUUACAUAAUUGAGAUGAGUUUUUAUUGCUCGUUGCUGUUCAGUGUUGCGUUUGAUGUCAAAAGAAAGGACUUUAAGGAGCAAAUCAUCCACCAUUUAGCAACGCUUAAUUUACUGGCCUUUUCCUGGUGUUGCAAUUACAUCCGAGUGGGAACGCUGGUCAUGCUCAUCCACGACACCUCUGAUGUUUUAUUGGAGUCUGCAAAGAUGUUUAAUUACGCUGGAUUUACAACGAUCUGCAACAGCCUGUUUGUGGUAUUUUCAAUUGUGUUCAUCAUCACCAGGCUGGUCAUCUUCCCUUUUUGGAUUAUCCACUGCACCUGGUUUUACCCAAUACUUUUCUUCCCUCCUUUCUUUGGAUAUUAUUUCUUCAAUGCGAUGCUCAUAGUUCUGCAGAUGCUACACAUAUUCUGGACGUGUCUGAUACUACGCAUGGUGAAAAAAUUUAUCUUUGGAAAUAUGGUCGGUGAUGAGAGGAGUGACCAUGAAGAAGAAGAGGAUGAAGAAACAUCACAAGAGGAAGGAGAUCAGAGAAUGACAAAUGGAUCCGCAACAGGAAGACAUCCAGGUCCAAAGAGACAACAUGAUCAUUAACGCAGACGCACACACACACACGCACACCACCGCCUCCUGCAGCCCUGCACUGGCCGUGUCCUCAAGGGAACCCACACGGCACUCUGAAGAUGUGUGCAGUCUGCUGCCAGCUGGAAGUAUUGAUGAAAACACAAUGUGCACAUCUGAUUUAUUGCUGCAGGUCCUGGAACAGAGCACAGUCAAAAAUUAGCUUUAUCCAACAGAACUUAUUGACAUUCUUACACACACACACACACACACACACACACACAAGCUUUAACAUAACUCAAAAAGCUGUCAUUAAACAGAGUACUGUGCCAAUGAAGGUAUAGUUGUGAGGGUAUACAAAUCAUUUUGUCAUCAGUAUGUAGUUAAAAAUGUUGUAUUAUUAUAAGAUAUUUUUUUGUAUUCUGUUAUGUGUGUGUGUGUG